Molecule: messenger RNA, 1026 nt
Organism: Dacryopinax primogenitus
Lineage: Eukaryota; Fungi; Basidiomycota; Dacrymycetes; Dacrymycetales; Dacrymycetaceae
Product: PIN domain-like protein
Exons: 5
Molecular function (GO): DNA binding; 5'-flap endonuclease activity; metal ion binding
Source: RefSeq, a predicted model, not a curated record
AUGGGUAUCAAGGGGCUUCUGCCCCUCUUAGGAGACAUUAGAGAGGAUAUCCACGUGUCAGAGGUUGCUGGGAGAACAUACGCCAUUGAUGGAUACAGUUGGCUACAUAAGGGCGCAUGGGGAUGCGCGGAACAACUAGCAAAGGGAGAGAAGACUGUCAAGUAUGUCGACUAUUUUAUGGGCCGAAUUCGACUUUUGCGAUAUCACAACAUCGAACCGUUCGUCGUAUUUGAUGGAGGGCCCCUCCCAGCAAAGAAGGGAACUGAGGAAGAGCGAUCAAAGAGCCGUGCAGAGGCCCUCGCACAGGCAAGGGAGCUCCUCGCGAAGGGUAAAGCCUCAGAAGCGCGGGAAUUCUACGUCAAAGCACUUGACAUCACGCCCGAGCACGCCUUCCAAGUCAUCAAAGCCCUCAAGUCAGAGGAUGUACAAUAUGUCGUCGCGCCAUACGAGGCCGAUGCGCAGAUGGCAUAUUUGGAAAACGCCGGGCACGUGCAUGGCAUCAUCACGGAAGACUCGGAUUUGCUAGUAUUUGGCUGCAAAGAUGUUCUCUUCAAGCUGGAUACCGAUGGACAGUGCAAGAGGGUACGACGGAGUAGGUUGACAAAGUGCAAAGAGGCGAGUUUCGUUGGCUGGGGUGAUAAAGAGUUUCGGUGGAUGGCUAUGCUGUCCGGGUGUGACUACUUGCCAUCAAUCCAAGGGAUGGGUCUCAAGACAGCCCACCGACUGCUCCGACAAUGGAAGACUGUCGAUCGAGUCCUGCAGCACGUCCGUAGAGAAGGCAAGAUGAAAGUACCAAAACGAUAUCAACAAGAUUUCGAGAUGGCCGAGCUAGCUUUCGUGUUCCAGCGUGUGUACUGUCCGCUGGCACAGAAGCUUGUACAUCUCCGAGAGAGACCUUGGGAGGUGGCAUGGAAUGAUGCCAAAGAGGCCUACGUUGGUGCGGAUCUGGAUCCAGGCAUCGCACAGCGCAUUGCGUCUGGUGAACUGUGUCCGAUUAGUCACCAACCCAUCAAAGACAUCAGUCCU